This is a messenger RNA of Mytilus californianus (California mussel), 6207 nucleotides long. Its product is annotated as transcriptional repressor NF-X1-like. Bases 114 to 3611 code for a protein of 1165 amino acids. The transcript is spliced from 22 exons. The record is from RefSeq and is a predicted model, not a curated record. Gene Ontology annotation, molecular function: DNA-binding transcription factor activity, RNA polymerase II-specific; RNA polymerase II transcription regulatory region sequence-specific DNA binding; zinc ion binding. Gene Ontology annotation, cellular component: nucleus. Gene Ontology annotation, biological process: negative regulation of transcription by RNA polymerase II. NCBI's taxonomy places the organism in Eukaryota, Metazoa, Mollusca, Bivalvia, Mytilida, Mytilidae.
AUAACGUUGAUGCAAUCUAAGAAAAAAUUGAGCAAUACAUUAUACACGCAGACAAACAGUAAACACUGGUAAAGGCAUUAUAAAACAGCAAAAGAGGAUAUAUAAUAACAAAAAUGGCAGACGGAUACAAAUCAUACGGAGAGGAUUACUCUCAAUACUUUUACUACGAUCAACAAUAUCCUCCACAAUUCUAUUAUCAAUAUGAUCCUCAGAAUUACAAUCAUGGGAUAGAUAAUUCACAAAAUUUUUAUCAAGGGGGAGGUAAUCCACAACCUUAUUAUUAUCAAGGAGGAGAAAAUCAGCAGAACUUCUACUGUCAGGGACCUGCGGAAAGAGAAAAUCCCCAUACUCUUGGUAUGAAUGAAAGACCAGGUAAAUCUCAGAAUCUCAGAGGCAGGGGAGCAUCUAGAGGAAAGUUGCCAGGCUCAAGAGGAAGGGGUAAACAACAAUUUAAUGCAGAAGAAAAUCAAAGCAUGGAUAAAAGACAUCAAUCUAGACCUCAUUUUCAUGAACCAAUACCAGAAAGUAAAGAAAGAACUGAUUCAAAUGAUUCUAAGGAAAAUUUUCCUUAUAGUAAUAGAAAUAAAAAUUAUUCAGAGAACACCAGAAGUAGGGGAAGGGGACGGGGACAGCAAUAUAAUAGUCGACAGUUUUAUAGACAUAAUACAGAUAGAGAGGGCAAUUCUGACAACUAUGAUCAAUAUUACAAGGGUGAUCGAAGGAGAGGGGACAGAUAUUCAAUGGAAGAUGAUAGAGGUGAUUCAAAACAAUCUGAGACUAGGAAUGAAUAUGUAAGAGAAGGUUAUACACAUCAAAGAGAUGAAGAAAGCUCAAAGAAAGACACAGGUAUUGUUUAUGAAAAAUCGAGGAACAGUAAUGAUAAUUCAAAUGGUAGGCAAAGGACUAAUGAAAGGAGAGAGAGUAACUGGAAGGAUAAGAAUAGACAAUAUUCAGGAGGUGGGAAGUCAUCACCUCGUCUUGUUGAGAUGGAUAAGAAUAGACAGUUUUCAGGAGGUAGGAAGUCAUCACCUCGGCUUGUAGAGAUGGAUAGUAAAGCCAGUUUUGAACGGAGAAACAAUCCACAACAAAGCAGCCUAACUGAUGAUAAAUACCAAGAGGACAGUGCACGUGUCACAGAGAAAAAAUAUAAGUUUCCACCAGCAGAUAAAAAAUUCAUUAGUAAAAAACAGAUGAUUAAAAAGGUUUUAGCUGGAAAAGUGGAUGAAACACAAAGAGGUUUACUAAUAGAGCAGUUAACAUUAGGAUCUUAUGAGUGUAUGGUUUGUUGUGAGACUGUAAAAUGUCAUCAUGCAGUGUGGAAUUGUCCUGGAUGUUUUCAUGCCUUUCAUCUUAUAUGUAUUAAAAAAUGGGCCAGGUCUCCUACAGCUUUAAUGGAAGGUGAAGGAUCAGGUUGGCGAUGUCCAGCUUGUCAGAAGGUCACAGAUAAAUUUCCUAACCAGUAUUUAUGUUUCUGUGGUAAAAUAAGAGAUCCUCAAUGGGAUCGUAUGGAGACACCUCAUAGUUGUGGACAAGUUUGUGGGAAGAGUAGGGGAGAUAACUGUUCACAUCAGUGUAACAUAUUAUGCCACCCAGGACCAUGUCCACCCUGUAAUGCUGUGGUGAAUAGAAAUUGUGCAUGUGGAAAAGAGAGUAAAUCUGUGAAGUGCAGUAUAACUGAUGUAAUGAAGUGUGAUACUAUUUGUGGUAGAGUGUUAAACUGUGGAAAACAUUUCUGUAAAGCUUCCUGUCAUGGUGGUUCUUGUGAACCAUGUGAAGAAAUUAUUAUUAAAGAAUGUUAUGGAUCACAUGAGAAGAAGGAGGUUAAAUGUGGAUGUAUUGAAUCAUUCAGUAAAUCUUUUAGUUGUGGGAAUCCUUGCAAAAAGUCGUUAGAAUGUGGUCAUCAUGAAUGUGAUAUGGUAUGCCAUGCUGGAGAUUGUAAAACCUGUGAAACGUUACCUGAGGUGGUCACUAAUUGUCCUUGUGGUGCCACACCCCUCUCUGACCUGUCUACAGAAAUCAGGACAUCAUGCACUGAUCCUAUACCAACUUGUGCUCAGAUCUGUAAUAAACCCUUGGGCUGUGGAUCACCAGAGAAUGUACACAAAUGUCAAGAAAAAUGCCAUGAAGGGCCCUGUGGUCCAUGUGAUGAUGUAACCACACUUAGAUGUCGCUGUGAUUCUCUAGAUAAAGACAUCCCUUGUAAGGAGGUGCACCAAUUUACAGAGGAGAAACCAUUUACUUGUGAAAGAAGGUGUAAUAAAAAGAGAUCGUGUGGCAGACACAAAUGUGGACAAUUGUGUUGUGUAAGUGAAGAACAUUUCUGUAUUCUAAUAUGUGGCAGGAAAUUGAGCUGUGAGCUUCAUAAAUGUGAUGAGCCUUGUCAUCGUGGAAACUGUCCGCCAUGUUUAAUGACAAGCUAUGAUGAAUUGACAUGUCAUUGUGGAGCUGAAGUGAUGCUACCUCCUAUACCUUGUGGAACCAAACCGCCUGAAUGUAAAAAUCUUUGUUCACGACAACAUGACUGUGAUCAUACAGUAUAUCAUUAUUGUCACAGUGAAGAGGAAUGUCCACCAUGUACUGUGUUGACUGAGAAGAGGUGUAUGGGUAAUCACGAGCUGAGAAAGAACAUUCCUUGUCAUCAAAAUAAUGUAUCCUGUGGUUUACCAUGCAACAAGGUGUUACCAUGCCAACAACACAAAUGUUUGAAAACUUGUCAUUCUGGUGAUUGUCAGAAGGAUGGAGAUAGUUGUAAUCAGCCCUGUAGGAUAAAAAGGAAAGAUUGUAACCAUAUGUGUGGAGUUCCAUGUCAUUUUGGAUCACCUUGUCCACAAACUCCUUGUAAAGCUGAGGUUUUAUUGAUUUGUAAAUGUGGAAAUAAAGAAGCUAAAGUACCUUGUUUAUCUGGGGCAGCUCAGGAUACAGCUGAAUAUCAAAAAUUAACUGUGCAAAGUUUGGCUGGUUCCCUGCAUUCAGGACAACCAGUAGAUAUAUCCCAACUGGCAAAGAAAAAACUUAAAAGACAGUUAGACUGUGAUGCUGAAUGCGCUGUACUGGAGAGAAAUCGUAGGAUGGCAUUAGCUCUAGAAAUCAGAAAUCCUGACCUUAAUGCCAAACUUGGUAAUCCUAUAUAUACAGACUUCUUAAAGGAUUAUGCAAAGCAAAAUCCUCAUUUUGUUUCAUCAAUUGAAAAGGCAUUAAGUGAAUUAGUGAAAAAUGCUAAACAGUCGAAGCAGUUACAUAGAUCCAAUUCAUUCUCACCAGGAAACCGUGAUCAAAGACGAGCCAUACAUGAGCUUGCAGAAUGCUACGGAUGUGAGACACAGAGUUAUGAUUAUGAACCAAAGAAGAAUGUUGUGGCUACUGCUUAUAGGGAUAAAUGCUGGCUUCCUUCAGUGACAUUAACAUCAUACAUACAAAGAGAACUACACCCAAAGGCACCAUUACCUAUACCUCAUGUGCAUUCAGAGGCUGCCUUAAAGCAAACUGCUAAAGCAGCAAAACAAAGUACAGAUGUUUUAUCAGAUAUCAAACCGCCAUCUCGAUGGGAGACUAAAACAGACUUUAAAAAACAGAAACCAGAAAUAGACUAUUUUGAUUUUUCAUCAAAUUGAUGAUUUUUGUAUAUCUAUUAACAAGAAAUAUUUGUUAUUUGUUGAAUUAUUCAAAAUUAAAUUUGUGUUUGGUUUAAUUAUAAAAAUGAUUAAUGAUUACUUGUGGUAUAAAGAAAUGUAUGAUUCAAGAAGAUUUAAUGGAAAAACAAAUAAAUGUAUUUAAGUCACUGGUAAAGAACUGACUAACAUAAAUCAGAAAAAAAAUAAUUACUUUUUAGACUUCUGAAAAUCUCUCAAAAUUUAUGUUUGAAAACAUGUGGAAAAACUUUGUAUAUUUUAAUAGAGAUACAUACCAAAUUAGUAGAGGACAUCGCCCAAGAUAGAAUUUCAAGCAUGAAAUUAUAGUAAUGGAAUGUUCUUGGUAUAUGCUUUCUAUUUGGUCUAAUAGAAUUACCUACUUGACCUCAAGAUAUAUCUGUAAAGGAAACAAAAAUAAUUUAAUGAUUUUUAGAGAAGAAGACUUCUUGUUUUCCAGUACAUUUUAAGUUGUAAGAAGAGAAUUCUGUCUUAUCUAAUUAAGUUUUGUGAAUUACUUGACAUAUGAAAAUUAAAAUUGAUAAGUAAGAUACAAAAUAUAAUUCAACUUAAUAUCCUUGCUGAUAGUCCUUGGUUUGGAGAAUACAUUUUAACAACAAUUUAUACAGCAACCAUGCUAUCUUCGCAGUCAAAAUUUUACUGACUGUAUAAACUUAAUAAAUGAUAUACAUAUAUAAAGCCUUGUUUAUGACAUGACCGAUUUGUUUCAAAAGAAUUAUAUUGAAUACAGGUUUGCUGAAUAUAUGCAUUUUUUGCUUCAUGUUAUAUUAAUUUAUUCACUAAAAAUUUGUAGUUUUGAUCAUUGCUGUAUAAAUGGAAUACCCAUACAUUGUCUGCAAUAUAAAAUGUAUUUUUACUCAGCACAAAGCAAGAUAGAAGUGCUUGUCUAGCCUGACAUUCCUUCUUGUUUCUAUGCCUUAUGUCUUUUUGGGUUGCUCAACCAUCUUUGUCGAGCCUUCGACUUUUGUCGAAAAAGCGAGACAUAGCGAUCCUACAUUCCGUCGGCGUCGUCGUCGGCGGCGUCCACAAAUAUUCACUCUGUGGUUAAAGUUUUUGAAAUUUUAAUAACUUUCUUAAACUAUCCUGGAUUUCUACCAAACUUGGACAGAAGCUUGUUUAUGAUCAUAAGAUUAUAUUCAAAAGUAAAUUUUGUGAAAAAAAAAAUUCCAUUUUUUCCAAAUUUUACUUAUAAAUGGACUUAGUUUUUCUGCCAGUUAACAUUACAUUCACUCUGUGGUUAAAGUUUUUAAAAUUUUAACAACUUUCUUAAACUAUCCUGGAUUUCUACCAAACUUGGAAAGAAGCUUGUUUAUGGUCAUAAGAUAGUAUCCAGAAGUAAAUUUUGUAAAAAAAAAAUUCCAUUUUUUCAGUAUUUUACUUAUAAAUGGACUUAGUUUUUCUGCCAGUUAACAUUAAAUUCACUCUGUGGUUAAAGUUUUUAAAAUUUUAACAACUUUCUUAAACUAUCCUGGAUUUGUACCACACUUGGACAGAAGCUUGUUUAUGAUCAAAAGCUAGUAUCUAGAAGGAAAUUUUGAUAAAAUUUUGUUCCAUUUUUUCCGUAUUUUACUUAUAAAUGGACUUAGUUUUUCUUCCAGUCAACAUUACAUACAUUCUGCAGUUUAAGUUUUUAAAACAUUUAUUAGAUUCAUAAAUUAUCCUGGAUUUUUACCAAACUUGGACAGAAGCUACUUACAAUCAAAAGAUAGUAUAGAGAGGAAUAUUUUUAUUAAUUUUUUUUCUCAUUUUUGUUGAGCCUGCGAUUAACAGCAAAAGUAGGCGAGACACUGGGUUCCGCGGAACCCUUACGAAUUUUUGUCAAUAUAACUGAUCUAUAAACAACUGUCAUACAAGUGGAAGGUUAAGUUAGUGAUAAAACCAGGUUUAACCCCCAUUUUCUUUGGAAAAUGCCUGUACUAAGUCCGGCAUAUAAUAGUUGUUUUUCAUUUGUUCUGUUGAUUGAUAGCUUUUGAUUAUGUCAGUUUUAUUGGAGUUCCCCUUUUUGAAUUUGCCUCGGAGUUUGGUAUUUUUGUUGUAAAAGUAUUUUUUUUAUUUUAAGAGAAUGUAUGGUUAUUCCCUAUGUAUUUUAUAGGAACGAUUAGCACAAUAUUGGUAGUUUUGUACUUCUAACAAAAUAUGAAUAAUACUUGUAUUUACAUGUUACUGUAUCUUACUGUGUUACCACUAAAGUUAUCUAUUUCAGUAAUGAGUCAAUUGAUUUUUGUGAAAUUGAUAGGUUUCAUUAAUAAUAUGCAGAUUCUCUUAAUCAGAUGUGAUGAUGAUGUCAUUGCUAGAAUUAUUAAAGGAGAAAAAUUUAUGUUUGAAUGCUCUGUUAAUUUUUAAACUUAAAAUUUAUGCAUGAAAUUUGAAUGUAGCUAAAAUUAUUAUAUGAAAUCAAUUGCUUGCACAUAAAUAUAUAUACAGAUUGUAUAAUUUGGUUCAUUAAAGUGGAAUUAUAGAUUUUAAUGUGCUAUGAGGAAAAUUUUGUUGAUUACUUUAAGUAAUAUUAUGUUAUUUCAAAAGUUUGUUUGAAACAAUAAAUUAUAUAAUGCCAUCUUAA